AUGAGGGACAAUGUCCUUUUGACCAGCCCUCCGAUCGUGGAGAAUGCUUCGCUGCUGGAGCAGAUGAAGCAGUUUGAAAAGGAGAUACAGGGGAUGAAAGAGAAAAUCACUCCAGUGCAAAGCAACGAAGAAGAAAUUCUGAAUCUGAAGGAGCUUCAUGCUAUGCUGAGCCAGGAUAUGAAUCUAAUAAAGGAUGAAGCUAAUAAGAAAACUGAGAGUCGUCAGGGGUACGUGGAUUUGCACCAAGCUCUAACUGAAGCUGAAGACAACGAGUUGAGAGUUGUCAGAGUAUCAUCAGAUUCACCUAUCUGGUUGAAGAGCAUCUAUGACAUAAAAUCAUGGGUCGACUCUGAGUUAUACAUCCCACUCAAUGUGAGGGGCCAGCACUGGUUCUUGGCUAUUGUUAAUCUGAAGAAGAGAGAUGUCACUUUGUACAACAGCCUGAGUACCGAGUUGAAAGAGAACAACGAGUUGAUUGUCGUGCAGAUAACGGACGGACUGAGAUGGCUAUUUCAUAUUCUUGAUAAUGGAUCUAAGAACUGGGAGAAGCCAUGGAGUUUGAAGACAAUCAGUGAUAGACCUGGACAAGACAACUCGGAUGAUUGUGGCAUGUUCAUGCUAAAAUAUAUAGACUUCUUGAGCAGCAUGCGCAAAAUUGACUUCAUGAAGGUGCCAGUUGAAAUUGUUGUGUUGCCAAAGCUCCGAAAUUAUCUUCAGAACUUCCUGUGGAGGUAG
This is a messenger RNA of Magnolia sinica, 735 nucleotides long. RefSeq lists its product as uncharacterized. Gene Ontology annotation, cellular component: nucleus. NCBI's taxonomy places the organism in Eukaryota, Viridiplantae, Streptophyta, Magnoliopsida, Magnoliales, Magnoliaceae. Gene Ontology annotation, molecular function: deSUMOylase activity. Gene Ontology annotation, biological process: protein desumoylation. The record is from RefSeq and is a predicted model, not a curated record. The transcript is spliced from 6 exons. Bases 1 to 735 code for a protein of 244 amino acids.